Messenger RNA from Linum trigynum, 4918 nucleotides. The record is from the annotation of a GenBank genome assembly. NCBI's taxonomy places the organism in Eukaryota, Viridiplantae, Streptophyta, Magnoliopsida, Malpighiales, Linaceae.
CUGAACUCCUGAAGGAAUUCCCACGCGCCACCACCGUGGCAGUUAAUAACAGCUCGCUUCUGUUUUUGUUGACAUUUCCACAAUUUGAACAGAGCGAAUAAAAGUGGCGAUUUCUUCUUCUUCCUCCUUGAUCUGGAUGCGAGGUUAGACUUUGAAUUUUGAGGAGUCUGAAAGAGAAAGAGAAGGAGAAGGAGCGAGAGGAGAAAGGGAUAAUAAGAAAGGAGGAAAAUGCACGAUUUCUGCUUCACGAUCCCGUACGGGCUGAUUCUGGUGGCAGGGGGAGUGAUGGGGUAUCUGAAGAAAGGGAGCUUGUCGUCGUUGGGCGGCGGUGCGGGGACUGGUUUUCUACUUAUCUUAGCUGGGUAUUUGAGUUUGAAAGCUUUCGAGAAGAGAAAGAACAAUUACUUCGCUUUAGCCAUGGAAACAGGUUCGUGCUUCUGUUCUGUCUCUACUUUUACCUUUUCCCCGUUUGCUUCACUUGGUUUUCAUGGUUAGCUUGGAUUUUGUUCUGCUUUCCCUUUUGUUAGAUCCUCGUUAUGUUUUGAUUUGAGUGAGGUUCUGGGUUUUUUGUAAAAGGGUAUCAAAGAGAAAUUCUUUGGUUCUUCUGAUGUCUGCUUUUGAUCUUCUUGGUUGUGAAGAUCUCAGGUGUGUUCAUUUUGGUCAAUUGUUCAGUAAAUUUGCUUACAUUUGAUCCCAUGUUGUGGAUGAGAUUUUCCGCUCUUUGUGGCCACUUAUCUUGCUUUCACACAUCUGCAAGAUAGAUCAGCUGCCUCGUCUAUGUUUUCGAACUUGGCACUGUUUCGGGCUUCGUUGCUCAAUGAUUAACUGGUCUAGACAUUAUCAGUUUUCCCCCGUGUGUGCUCGUGUUAGUACUUAGUAGUUAGUCUCUCUUGUCUAUUGGUGUAGUAAAUCAAACUUUUCCAGUAUGAUCAUAUGAUGUACACCUGCAGCUUAUUAUGUUAGAGAAUCGGUAUAAAUCCGUGGUUGUUCUUGUUCUCUGUGUUGUUGAUAGUAUUGACUAUUAAGGAAACGAAUGUACACACUGAUCAAUUUGGUUUGGACCAAUACAGUAUGUGCUGCUGCUCUGACAUUUAUCAUGGGGCAACGUUACUUGCAAACCUCAAAGAUCAUGCCUGCUGGUCUCCUUGCUGGUAUCAGGUAUGGCAAAUCCUUCAGGGUUGCAAUUUUGGUGUUGCAAUUUAUGUUUACAUCUUCAAAUGUUCGCGACAUCCUUUGAUGGCAUCUGUCAGUGUGGUGUUAACUGGACAAUGAAAUACAUAACUACUUCCUGAUUUCUUCUCCAAGUUAUCCAGGAACUGUUAAUAGUGUGAGUGUAGAAGGUAAUCUAUAGUCGUCGCUGCACACUGCACAGGAUGCCUUGGCAAUCUCCUUGUUUAGAAUAUUCACAGGAUACCUUAUCAAUCCCCAUGUUUAGGAUAUGCACUGGAUAAGAUCAGGAUAAAAGAGGCAGCAGAAAUAAAGAGAGGUUUGCAAACCUAUUGAAAGAUCAUCAAUUUGUUUAUAGUCUGGUUAUGGCAUCAUUGUGGAGUUUCUAAGGCAGUUGACAUCCCUAGCUGCCAUUGAUUAUCUCUGUAAAAUGAGAUUUUAGGAGUCUAGCAGGGACGAGUUAAUGUAUCUUAAUUCGUCCAGUUAGAUGCUUUAGUUUUCCCAAAGUGCUUAGUCUGUCCUAUAUAGUUGAGUACCGGGACCAUAUUGGUGACUAACCCGUUUAAAUCUUGUAGCCUCACACUAACACUCUUAUGUUUGCUUCCCCCUUUGCAGUUGUCUCAUGACUGCAUUUUAUCUAUACAAAGUUGCAACAGGUGGCAACCACAUUCCGAGCAAGGCCGAGUAAUGGCACAGUGUGACAUGCUACAACACUAACCUCAAAAUACAUACCGAGAUUUAUGAAUUUGGCGAUAGCUCUGUAUUGGAAACGCCCUGAAUUUCGUCUGACACAUCUGUAGCAGUAUUAUUCUACAUUAUCUUUUUAUAACCAUACUUUGAAACCUUCCAAGGUUUGGUUUGCUUUGCUUUGCUUUUGUAGAGUACAGUGGUUUGUGAUAGAAACCUAUUCUCCACGGGUUUCUAUUAUAACUACAAUAUCCAUAUUAGAGAUAAUUGUUAGAAUAGAUAAUUACUUGGUUGAUAAGUUUAGGGGUAUUAUUAGGUUUUCAGCUCUUUUACUAUAUAAAUGUACUUUGCUAUUCGGUUAGAAUCAAGAAGAAGAAUAUUAAGAAAAGCCUUCCAAACCCUAAUCUCCCUAUCCUCUCAAUUCUCGUUCUCAAACCCUCUAAAGGUCUAGGCCGAUUCUCUAUCUUCUUCCCCGAAUUCUCUUCUAAAUCCCUAAUUCCUAUCAAUUCCCAAUUUCCCAACCCAAUCAAUAGAACCCUAGAAAUAGGUUUCUAUCAUCUGGUAUCAGAGCCAGAAUGAACUCAUCCAAGUUCUUCGAUUCAGAAUGGAUUCGUCUCAGCCAACGGUUGCAGCAGUCUCUUGACCGCUACGAACGGGAAGCACGGGAGAGGGCGGCGGCCGAGGGCGAGGCGAUGGCGAUGGUGGCGAGCACCGCCGCAAGCGAAGCGGGACAGAGGCGGUCAGCGGGGCUGCCCGAGCAGACUGAGGAUGACGGCGUGACGAUGGUGGAAGGCGCUGAGGUCAAUGGCGCAUCUGAAUCGUUGCAGUCGUCGGAGCAGACUGAGGAAACAGACAGUGGUACUGACGAAGAAGAAGGUCGUGCCUCUGUCCGAGCCGCGGACGAGUCGCAGCCGCUGGAGCGAACCAAGGCGUCCAAAGAUGGUGAAGGGCGGGAGGAGAUCCACGCAUUUUCGUCGACGGUGGAGAGCGAGGUUUCGGGCUGCGACGAGACGAAAGAGCUGAGGCCGCGGGGCCAGGCUAUCGUUUCCAAUCGAAAUGCAUCGGCCCUUUCUAUCGAGACGGAUGUAAUCGUCACCACCAUCAAACUCGCCGCUGCCGGUUCCACGGAGGAGUGGUGCAAGGCCGCCAACACCAUGGGAGCUGCUGAGGUCGACGAAGAAGAAAGAGAUCGUGAUGCUCCUACCGCGAUCCCCAACAAGAGGAGGGCCAUCAGACAUGGAGUAGAAACCCUAGCUGAAAGUCCGGAGAAAAGAUCGACGCAAAGUCGCGUUACGAACUGGCGGUAUCGGAAGAAGACAAACGAUGCAAACCAGUGUCGGCCAUCAUCAUCGGUCGAGCGGGAUCAACCGGCGAUGAGAGCUGUAGCAGCAAGGAAGUUGCCGUCCAACGUUCCACCGUGGCCGCCGCCAUCACUAGAAGAACUCUCCGUCACAGUCACGCCUUCACCGUCAACGAUUACGAGAGGAGACCCGCCAGUGUUGGGCUUGUUGUGCGUGGGGAGCAUAUGGGAGAAGCUCGUACGUGGGGAGACUUCGGGGGAACCUCCUGGAUCUGGGAUUGUUAUAUUUCCAUGGAGGCAUAGGAGAGGAAUUAUCACUAAUAGUGUGGAAACUGAAAAGGCCAUCCUCUGUUUUUUUCCUGCUAUUAACAGAGUAUCAUCAAGCAACAAGGAAGUACACAUUGACUGGGAAAGGGAAAUGGCCAAGUAUGGCCGAAUCACAUGGAGUGAGAAAGAGCCGAUUAUCAAUGCAGUAGACACCUCGAAUGAAGCACCAUACUCGCCAUCGACCGUGACGAUCAAGAUUCACACUACCAGAAGCUCUGGAGUUCAUUCGAUGAUGGGGGAUCUCCACUCUGACACCGACAGGCGAGAGGGAGAGCCGGUGACAAACCACAGGCUUGACCUAUUGGAGUUUCGAGUCGAGUCCGAGGAACCAAGGUUGUCGGCGGCUCCAGCUGUGCGAAUGGCGGAAGCUCCGGUCACGUCGCAGGCCGACAAUGAGGCGAAUCCGAAGAUUAAGAUGGAGGAGGUGAUUAAGGAAGUUAGAUCAAUGGAAGGGAUGAAGCAGGAAGGGAAGCCCGCAAGUCAACGAAGUAUUGCAUGCAUUCUAUGGGUGCGACAAGGUAUCUUUAGUUCUCAAUUGCACAUUCUAGAGUUGGCUUUGCAAACGGGUGCUCUGGUGAUGGGCUGUCUUGACAAGCUGAUUUUUCGUUUUGGGAAUGAUGCCUUGCCUUGGUAUGGAGUAGACGAGAGGGAGGGUAAGUCAGGUAGGUGGGUUGAAGGACAUAUCAUGGAGAAAAGAACUCCACGUACUGGGAACAAACUUCUCCUUCACGUGUUGCCUAGUAUGGAUCGGCUGUGGAGACUUGAGGAAUUGAGCAUAAAUUGUCAUGGCAUAAUCAAGUUACCACUGUUUAUUAUAAGCUUAGGUGAAGAUGAAGAAGAGGAUAGUGGGCACAUGCAUGGAAAUGAGAGGUGGUGUUGUUCCAUCAAAGUACAGGGUGUAUGGAUAUUGGAGGCGGUCGUGAAUGGGAUACAGAGUGGAGAAAGAAGAGUUUGUGGAGAGUUGUGGCUUGUUUUUAUCUCCAUUUGUGUGGCUGAUAUGAUAGCAUCUUCCAUCAAAGAUGAUAGGCGUCACGUGGUCAGAAAAGAAUCAGGAGAGAUUGGAACUGUUGGAGGAGGAUCGAUGAAAGUUGAAGCUGUUAAUGUUGAAUUUGCUGUGAGCUUCAACGAAAUUGGAAAAAGGGGAAAAAAAUGGAAGAAGCGCAAGAAAUGGAGGAAUCAUUGUGCAGGUGGCACGAGGAAAGCAGAGAAGUGGAUCCAGUUGGUCAACCUUGAGGGCAAGGUUGGUUUCAAGGGAGAGGGGAUGAUAGAAACCUAUUCUCCACGGGUUUCUAUUAUAACUACAAUAUCCAUAUUAGAGAUAAUUGUUAGAAUAGAUAAUUACUUGGUUGAUAAGUUUAGGGGUAUUAUUAGGUUUUCAGCUCUUUUCCUAUAUAAAUGUACUUUGCUAUUCGGUUAGAAUCAAGAAGAAGAAUAUUA